Messenger RNA from Rhodamnia argentea, 1796 nucleotides. Its product is annotated as cell wall protein RBR3. Lineage: Eukaryota; Viridiplantae; Streptophyta; Magnoliopsida; Myrtales; Myrtaceae. The record is from RefSeq and is a predicted model, not a curated record. Bases 576 to 1340 code for a protein of 254 amino acids. The transcript has 4 exons.
UCUCACAAGCGCUAUCUCAGCGAGAUGAUGGCUUCCAGCUUAAAUGGAUUAACCGUUGGGGACACCCUCGACAACUAUAUGGAUUCCCCUGCUAGAUCUGAAAGCAUGUUUUAUUUUAGAAUGGGGCAGGAAGCUCCUGCUAAAAGUGGGGUUUGGGGAGGGUCAGACCACUUCGGGUCUGAGUUAUGCAGGCUUACCUUGCAAUUUUCGUAAGAGGCUGUUGCCACGAGUCAAACCCGUGACCUCCAGGUCACACAGCAACAAGUUUACCCUUGCACCCUCAUCAAGUAACCGUGAUUCAACUGAAUCAUUCUUAGUUGGGCUCGUAACUGAGAAGAUGAGCAUUAUGGUGGUUUCUGGGAUCCAAAUCAUUCUUUCAUUCUGGAGGGUAUUGGGACUCAAAUCAAUCCUAGCAUGAUUAGUGGGAUGUUUUUAUAGUGCUGUCUGCAGUUGGAAGAAUUGACUGAUGGCAGUGGUUGCUUGUUGCCGGCUGCCGAGUAGUUGUCGAGACUGCAGUGUAGGAGGCACGUGUUGGAGGUUGCGAUUGUGGUGGAGGCGAACGCAUUUUGUGUUGGAUGCCUGCAGGUGUCAUAGGAGGUGGAGUUAUAAGUUACACGAGUUCUGAAAAACAGCUUCAGGCAUUGAAGAAUAGGGGAAGGAAAUAUUGGAAUUUAAAUAUGCACAUUCCAUUAACCAACAAAACAUACAUUGGACAUCCCCCAUAUAAUGUGCACGAAAAGUGCUUAAAACAUACUUCUAUCUGUUGCUCAAGGACAUUCAUGAAAAGGGAUGACAUGUCCUCACAAUAUUCACCAAUGUCAGAAGAUUCUGAUGACUCCCGAUUUUGUGAAAUUCCGAUCAAUGCUUGUUCAUCCCAGUCUGACAGCCUCCCAACUAGUCCAGUUUCUCCUUACAGAUGUCAAAGACCAUUUGGUUGUCCAUCAUCUGCUUCUCUUGCCGCAUCAUCCCCUUCAUACAGUCAUAACCUUGUGGCACCCACAUCUUCACAGACCCGUCAACGAGGCUCAGAUUCUGAGGGCCGGUUCCCCUCGUCUCCCAGCGACAUAUGCCACUCAGCAGACUUAAGGAGAGCUGCACUCCUCCGCUCCGUGCAGAUGAGAACACAACCUGCUCCCAACUGUCCGUAUGAAUCGCCAUUUGCUCCGGGGCAUGAAGCUGUGCCCAAUAUGGAGUCAGAGGACGUGAAGUCUCUAUCCGAUGAAAAGGACUAUCAGAUAGAGGAGUGUCCUUCAAGUGGUGCCUCUUCUUCUCAUUUCAACGAAGAAAAAACCUGCAGAUCACCAAAUUCAAGUACUGGAAGGGUUGAAUCUGGGAUAUAAAAGCUUGGGGCAUGAGUUAUAGAGGCAGAGUUAACAUUGUUUUCGAGAUCUGUAUGGACAGUGAUUUGAACAUGGUGAAGGUAUGUGGAUCAACGCAUCAUCAAGAGAUACAUAAUGAUUCAUGCAGCGCAACUUCAAGAAGUUUUUAGCUAUCUAUGGGUCGAAUCUGAUUUUUGACGGGUUGACGCACCGGUGGGUUUCCUGGUAUGACUCACCUUUCUAAUGUGAUCUGUGGGCAGGAAUCAUUAGGCAGAAGUUCAUUAUCAUGAUAUCGGAAUCGAUAGCUGAUCUCAGCAGCAAUGUAGCUAGUGAGUUCGAGCAUGGUUCAUCCGUGCAUCUUUCAAUCUGUUCGGUUUGUAAGGCAACUUUUGAUAAGCUUCUCCUGUGUCAUGAGCUUUUUGAACUUUUUUAACAGAUCUUGUGAGGAAUUGUCACAUGGUCAUCUCUUAAUGUUAA